AUGGCGACAUAUGCACACGGUACCGAGUCGUUACCUGGACCGGUUCCCGGCCAGCCCAUAGGCUUCUUGGACGGCUGCGAAUCACAGUCAACUCAAGAGACUGGCUCUACAUCACUCGGGCUUUGCAAAUACGAAAAAAGACAGAACACAGAUGAAGGAGAUCGGAAUCAAAGUCUUGCUCUUAUUCAAAGAAUCUCCGAAAGGCACCUCAUUAACCAGCAAGAAUCGCGAAAUCAACCCCGAUCCAGAGAGUUGCAGCAAUAUCUCGAUGUCCUAAAAGAUGCCAUCCCAAGACUGCCUGACAACAAUCUAACCCCCGGUCUUGAACUGCCGACGAUUACCUUCAGUCGGCCCCGACUAGCGUAUCCGAUCAUCAUCAAACAGCGAUUAUCCAGAACAUUGUCGCCAAAAUUUACACCAACUUACCCCCCGGGCUUGCAAAAUUGCGGCAUCGAGAAGAGGGAGUUCUUGAGAUGUAUAGAUGACCUGAACCGAGUAGACGAGCAAUUAGGAUCACCAGCAGACCAUGCCAUGGAUAUCAACGGCUUCGCUAACAUGACGGCUUUCACCAUAGCGCGUCCCACGCUGCUUUCAAUGGCGAUAGGCGUGGCGUCAAGCUAUAGAAAGCAUACAACAAAACGCAGCGCAAUGACUGAAAUUCUGCAAAAGGCGAACAAAGAGCUGUUCCAAGACACCGGAGACAGGAGGUACAGCAGCAUAAACAGACAUCCUGGAUCGAACCCGGGAGAAAAGUUUGAAAUUGAGGCAAAGGGUAGUGGGGAGAUUGAGGGAUUUCAGAUGGACCGAACUUCCGCAAUUCGAAUUCUACGACGAGCACAACUCUCAUCCGGAUCUAGACAGCCAUCGGCUGCCUGCGAGACACUCAUAUCGAUCAAGACGGAGAAGAAGCAAGUGAUACAAGAGAACUGCGAAAACGGAAACAGCGGGGAGGGCCGACAGGGACAGUCCACAUUAAAAUGCGGAGUAUCGAAGCAUCCAGGAAGGACGAGUUAUGAAUUAUUCCCUUUGAGUGGCAAUAAAGCUACCGAUUGGGAUUUUGUUUCGAACCAAUCUUCAAGCCUUGGAUUUGCACCAGGAAAGGUUGAAGUCGAAAGCCUUACUGCCGAUUUCUUUACCGCCGGAACAGAUGAGGAUACAACUCGCGAGGAGGCACAGCAAACGGAUAUGAAGCCAGAGCACACCAGACGCACUUUGUCUUAUGAUACUCAAUUCCCCCGAGGACGCCCAAGAUGCGAAUUAGGACAUCAAAAAAUCACUUCAUUUAACGUGCACCCGGUCACCUUUCAGUUCCCGCAGAAAUCUUCAAUAUGCACCGACCGAAGUUUCAAGCGUAUGCCUGCAUGGCAUUUUCUGUCACUACAGCUAACGCAGAUCGAAAGAGGUUCUCCUACAAGAUCCGAGGCUGAGAUGCUGUCUCUCGGCUCUCUGCGUUCAUUGAGAGAGGAACCAGGGCUUCAAGAGUCAGGACCGAAGCUCCGUGGACCUCAAAAGCCCGAAGUAGAAAGCAAUUAA
This is a messenger RNA of Colletotrichum lupini, 1533 nucleotides long. RefSeq lists its product as uncharacterized. NCBI's taxonomy places the organism in Eukaryota, Fungi, Ascomycota, Sordariomycetes, Glomerellales, Glomerellaceae. Bases 1 to 1533 code for a protein of 510 amino acids. The record is from RefSeq and is a predicted model, not a curated record. The transcript is spliced from 7 exons.